AUGGAUUUGAACGCCGAGUGUAAGGGAGGAGAUGGGUUCAUUGACAGAAGCAGAGUCAGAAUUUUGCUUUGUGACAAUGAUUCCAAGAGUUUGGGAGAGGUUUUCACACUCCUCUCACAGUGUUCUUAUCAAGUGACUACGGUGAAGUCAGCAAGGCAGGUGAUUGAUGCACUAAAUGCAGAGGGACCUGAUAUCGAUAUUAUACUGGCAGAGAUUGAUCUCCCAAUGGCCAAGGGUAUGAAGAUGCUGAGGUACAUCACGCGAGACAAAGAUCUUCGGAGAAUCCCUGUGAUAAUGAUGUCGAGGCAAGACGAGGUCCCUGUUGUGGUGAAGUGCUUGAAGCUAGGUGCAGCUGACUACCUAGUGAAGCCUCUGAGGACCAACGAGCUUCUUAAUUUGUGGACACACAUGUGGAGAAGAAGACGCAUGCUAGGGCUUGCUGAGAAGAAUAUGUUGAGCUAUGAUUUUGAUCUGGCGGGAUCUGAUCCAAGUGAUCAGAACACAAAUAGUACCAACCUGUUCUCUGACGACACAGAUGACAGAAGUCUUAGGUCCAACAACCUGCAGAGAGGAGCUUUAAGCCAACAGGAAAAUGAGUGGCCUGUUGCUAUUGCUUCUGUUUAUGGUGGUGACGUUGGUCUUGGUCCUGACGGCACAGCCACUUCAACUCCUGCUGUUGCUGCUAUAGAGCCUCCAUCAAAUCAUCUUGCUGGCUCUCACCAUGAGCCAAUCAAAAGAAAUACGCAAUUUUCUUCUGCACCAAAGAAAAGUAGAUUGAAGAUUGGAGAAUCUUCAGCCUUCUUCACAUAUGUCAAGUCUACUGUUCUUGGAACCAACUGUCAGGAUCCUCCAAAUGGCUCGCUUCAUCUUCAUCCGGGGAUGGCGGAGAAGCUUCAAGUGGUGGCCAGUGAGGUGAUCAACAAAGCCAAACAAGCAUGCGGAGUUGGAGAGACGGAGAAAAACUAUCAUCCUCAAGAAGAUAACUUACAGAAUGGCGCCAGCUAUCCAACUCCCCUUGAGCGGUCUCGCACGCUUCCCACAUCAAUGGAACUUCAUAGUAAGAGUUACCAGGAAGGAGCCCGGGUUGCUAUGAACAGAAGUAAAGACUCAUCUCAAGUUGAUGCUUCGGGUUUCACUGCACAAAGUGCCUAUCCUUACUAUAUGCAUGGGGUCAUGAACCAAGUUAUGAUGCAGUCAGCAGCAAUGAUGCCUCAAUACGGUCAUCAACUUCCUCAUUGCCCACCUAAUCAUCAUCUGAAUGGAAUGGCAGGGUUUCCUUAUUACCACCACCCAAUGAACACAUCGUUACAGCACAGUCAGAUGUCACAGAGUGGUCAGGUGUCUAUACAGAAUGGUCAUAUGUCUUUACAGAAUGGCCAGAUGUCUAUGGUUCAUCAUUCUUGGUCACCGGUAGGGAAUGCGCCUUCAAACGAGGUGAGGGUGGUGAGUAAACUUGACAGAAGAGAGGAAGCUCUGCUGAAAUUUAGACGUAAAAGGAACCAAAGGUGUUUUGAUAAGAAGAUUAGGUAUGUGAACAGGAAGCGCCUUGCUGAGAGGAGACCGCGUGUUAAGGGUCAGUUUGUUAGGAAAAUGAACGGCGUGAAUGUUGAUUUGAACGGACAGCCUGACUCUGCUGACUAUGAUGACGAGGAAGAGGAGGAAGAAGAAGAAGAAGAAGAGGACAAUCGGGACUCAUCUCCUCAGGAUGAUGCUCUGGAAACUUGA
Messenger RNA from Microthlaspi erraticum, 1725 nucleotides. NCBI's taxonomy places the organism in Eukaryota, Viridiplantae, Streptophyta, Magnoliopsida, Brassicales, Brassicaceae. The record is from the annotation of a GenBank genome assembly.